CCACCUCAACCUUACUAUGGAUCACAACCCAAAGGAACGUACCAAUUUAUACGAGAUACAAACAUUGGUAGAUUUAUACAAUGGAUCACUGGGGAAGUUCCAGAAUUUGUUCCCGUUCCCAAGCCCGAUUUACCUCCAAAACCACAGAUAAAAAAAGUAGAAGUCGACUCUGAUGAAGAACUUUCUAAUCACAUGA
Messenger RNA from Paraglomus occultum, 196 nucleotides. The record is from the annotation of a GenBank genome assembly. Lineage: Eukaryota; Fungi; Glomeromycota; Glomeromycetes; Paraglomerales; Paraglomeraceae.